Messenger RNA from Cornus florida, 876 nucleotides. RefSeq names its product protein FANTASTIC FOUR 3-like. The transcript has a single exon. The record is from RefSeq and is a predicted model, not a curated record. Lineage: Eukaryota; Viridiplantae; Streptophyta; Magnoliopsida; Cornales; Cornaceae. Bases 1 to 876 code for a protein of 291 amino acids.
AUGUCCUCGAGUGUGUGUCAAGGGCUGCCAUCAUGUCCUGAGCCUCCGCUCGUUGAAUCCCUUGUUUUAAGGCACAAAUUGACUCCACCCAAAUCCAACUUUUCUCAAUCCCACAACAAUUGUUCUGGUGAUUCUGAACACAAAAGCAACAACAAUGACGACGAGCUGGGUGAUUGGAGCUGCAUUCAAGCUCUCUCCAACGCAUCCCACAAAGAGACUGUCUAUGUUCACCCCCUUGUAAAGCGCUCCUCAUCCAUUCUAAGCAUGAAAAGCUUGGAAAUGUGCACUGAGAGUUUGGGAAGCGAAACAGGUAGUGACAUUAGCGAUGAAUUCUCUUCUCUUUUAUCGGAGAAUCAGAACUUCCACACAAUGCAUCAUCGAUCAAAGCCUCGACAAUUUACCAAAAAAGUGAUUGGUAAUGAUAGUUUCCCGCCUCCCCUGAGCUCGAUCAGCGGCUCAGACACUGUUCGAGUAAGGCCUCACCGGGAAGGUGGCCGGCUAGUUAUAGAAGCUGUCUCUGUUUCUCGCAACACUUACCUUCAGGCCAAUCGUGUGAAUGGCCGGCUUAGGCUCUGUUUGCUGAAGGACUGUUCUUCGUAUUGUCAGAGUACCGAGACCAAAGAUGAAGAGAAAGUAACCAAAUGCUAUGAAGAACUUGAACGUGAUGAAAAUGGCGAUCAAGAACAAAAUGUCGAUGAUGAUGAUUAUGACCACCACGACGAUAGUGGUGGUGAUUGCUCGAGUGAGGGUAAUGGUGGGAAUGUUGGAUGUGAAAUUGGGAUUGAGGAGGUUCCAAGGCCAAGCAGGUGCAAGGAAGGUGGGAGUGGGAACAAAGAGAUGUCAAGCUGGGGGUCAUUCUAUGUAGCCAUCUCUUGA